Messenger RNA from Mercurialis annua (annual mercury), 2490 nucleotides. RefSeq lists its product as uncharacterized. The record is from RefSeq and is a predicted model, not a curated record. The transcript has 11 exons. Lineage: Eukaryota; Viridiplantae; Streptophyta; Magnoliopsida; Malpighiales; Euphorbiaceae. The coding region runs from base 282 to 1964 and encodes 560 amino acids.
CAUAGUUUCCCCACAAAUUCCUUCACAAAAAUGUAAAUUCCCACCAAAAUUAAUCCAAAGAUUUUAACUUUCAGUAGGAAAAUUAAAAUAAAGAUUGAAACUUUUUCUUUAUUUGUCAAGAGUGGGCCACAAAAGAUUUCUUCAACUGGAUAGCUCUCAUCAAUCUAUUGAUUCCCAUUCUCACGUUUCAUGGCUUCUCUCUAAUUCGGAAUGGAGGAAACUGCUUUCUUUCUCUAGUUCGUAUUGAUAUUGCAUUAUCCUCUGUUGGAUUGGAACGUCGAAUGGGAGAUCUAUUCAUUGAUGAAGAUAUACCCGAUACUCCUUCAACUUCGCACCAGGUUGGGCAUGCAUCGAGUAAUUGUUGUUAUUUAGAAGGAGAUGGUUGCCUAGGAAACCAGGCUCAUUGUGAUGUCGUGAGUAAUGCAAAUCUUCUUAUUGAUUCUUUUGAAUUCUGCUCAUCAUUGGAUGACGUUAUUACCCAUCUGGUGACGCUGGCUGGCUACUUAUGUCAACGAUUGAUUGGUUUUGUUGAGAAUCUUGUAGCUCAAGAUAUCUAUGGAUGCUCAGAAAAUGCGUUUGCCCAUUCCUUUGGAUCAUAUUCAAGAUCUUCUGGCCUCAACACUUGUGAAUUUGAUGAGGAAGUUUGCUCAUCAUCUCCUGAACAUUAUGUUGAUGAAUCAAGCCCCGAAGUCUAUACAAGAAAUAUCUCAAGAGCCCAGAAAGAAUUACUUGUAAAUACAAGAUAUGGAAUUGUACAAAACAGUUAUUGUCAUCUACGUAUCCCCUUUAUUAUUCAAGGGUUGAUGCUCCCAUUGUUUGGUUUCCGACUUGCCUGGAGGUUGGCAUUGGCUUCCUGGAGAUGUUCAUUCUACUAUAUCAGAUGCCUUCAAGUUUAUGUUCGUAGUAUUAAAUCUCGACUGCAUAAAACGUUGCUUGGUUCAUCUAAUGAUAUUGGAUGGCUUCAACGCACGCCAGGAAUGGCUCCUGUUGAGGAUGGCACAGCUAGAUUUUUAGAACUGCUUGGAAAAAUAAGGAAUGGAGAGCACAAACUUCCCAACUCAUUUGUUUAUCUUUUAAUUCCAGGCCUUUUUAGUAAUCAUGGUCCCUUAUAUUUUGUGGGAACUAAGAGAUUCUUUUCUAAGAUGGGUCUAGCUUGUCACAUUGCAAAAAUCCACAGUGAGGCAUCAGUGGAGCACAAUGCAUGUGAGCUGAAACAUUACAUAGAAGAGCUUUAUUGGGGUUCCGGAAAGCGGGUAAUGCUUCUUGGGCACAGCAAGGGUGGGGUUGAUGCUGCAGCUGCAUUGUCAUUGUAUUGGUCCGACUUGAAAUAUAAAGUUGCUGGACUUGCCUUGCUGCAGAGCCCGUUUGGUGGAUCCCCCAUAGCUUCUGAUAUACUCCGUGAAGGCCAGAUUGCCGACAAAGAGACCAGAAAAAUUAUGGAACUUAUAAUAUGCAAGCUCAUUAAGGGUGACAUUCGAGCAUUGGAAGAUCUGACAUAUGAUAAACGAAGGGAGUUCAUAAUGAAGCACCAACUCCCAAAGCAUAUCCCUUUAAUCUCGUUUCACACAGAGGCAAGCAUCGGUCCAGGUGUCCUUGCUACAAUGACGCAAAUAGCUCAUGCGGAACUUCCUUGGCUUCCCCUUCCGAAUCUAGGGGCCGAGGAAGCUCAGGUUCAAACAGGAUGCCAGGUGCCUGUAGUAAUACCUCUAUCUGCAGCUAUGGCUGUGUCUGCGCUCCACUUGCAGCUUAGGUAUGGAGAGGAGAGUGACGGGUUAGUUACACGCCGAGAUGCUGAAGUCCCAGGCUCAGUUGUAGUCAGACCUGACAGGAAGCUUGACCAUGCUUGGAUGGUCUACUCUUCAGGUAGAAAGAAUCCGAAUGAGCCGGAUUGCAAUGAAAUGUGUGAGGCUCUUUUAACUAUGCUCGUCGAUCUUGGCAAGAUUAAGGAAGAAAGUGUGAAGUAAUUAAAUGUUAUUGUGAGUGAGAAUAAAAAAGUUUAAUUACUAUCACUCGAGGUUAGGUGGAAAUUGCUGUUUUCUCUCUAAAUUUUUAAAAAUUACUUUCCCCUGAUUUUUAUGUAUGGAAUAGCGGAAACCCGUGGCAUGGAGGUUUUAGUUAAAAAGAACUAAAAUGUCUUAAGGGGAAAAGUAAUCAUUUAAAAUUUAGAAGGAAAAUAGUAAUUUUGAUCUGAACUCGGGGCGUUAGUAAUUAACUUUAAAAAAAAAACACUUAAACAGAAGGCGGUAUUUUUGGACUCGCUUUCUACAAUUAUUCCUUCAAUUGGAGCAGUUCUGCUUAAAUUUCAUGAAUGGGCACCUCUAUUUUACCAUUCAUAAAGGGUUUGUUUUGAUUCAAUAGUAACUUGCAUCUGAAGAAAACAUCAUAAACAGUUGGGUGGCAGAAAUUAUUAUUAUUAUUAUUUUAAUUUAAUGUUUUGAUGCCACAUGAUAUAGUUCUUCAUUGUUUGAAAUUUAAUGGAGCAUUUCCACA